UAUGUGUGAGUGUGUAUGUGUUAGUCGCAGCCGAUCGUCCACUGUAGCGCACUCUUAAGAUGGCUGGAUUGCAGCACAGCAGCGGUGGUGCGGCUGCUGUAACAAUGGUGGAGGAAGACGACGACUUGGAAAUGCUUCGGGUUGCUGCUUUAGCCGCACUUGAAGCAAAACGACUGAAGGAGGUUCCUCGGAACAGGAUUGUGCAGAGGAAUAAUGUUCUUGUUAUUCAGCCCGCCGACGAGUUUCUUCCUCGGCUUGAACCUUCAAUCAGAAUCACACGGUCUCCUUCACCUAGGGUACGGCGAAAAUCACCGGUGACAAGGGAACGGUCCCUUUCCCCGCGCAGACGAUCGCCUUCGCCGCCGUUUUCUCGUUCACCCCGGCGAUACUCACCAAGGCGAUCAGCAACACCACGUGAUAGAAGUCCUCGAUUUCGCUCACGGACUCGAACUCGAUCUAGGUCUCCACGUAAUCGCUACCGCAGCCCACUGCCGUUACGAAGAUCUCCACGUAGGAGUUCUAGGAGUCCUUCACCUCGCAGGUUAUCUGUAUCACCUAGAAGACGAAGCCCAUUACGUCGCAAGAGCUCCGUCCGGCGCUCUCCAGUGAGAAGAUCGCCGUUGCUGAGGACCCCUCCAAGAAGAUCACCGGUUCGCAGGUCUUCACCUAGAAAGGCUGCUAAUGGAGACGCGUCCAGGAGAAACAACGCAAGGCGAAUUUCUCCUCCUCGAAAGCGAUCUAGAUCCCCUGUAUAUAGAAAUCAUCUCGUAGAACCCAAGCGUCUGUCUGACCACACGCAGAGACCGGCAUCUCUUCGAAAUCGGUCGGAGUCAGUUGAAAAAAGAGAUCGGCUUGCGCGAUUUCAGGAUAAUAAGCAGGAAAAUGAAAGCGACGAAGAUAGUUGCAAUGAAUCUCUGCUUGACGAAAUCCUCAACGACGACGUAGACAACCAAAACCCCGCUGGCAACAGUACCGAAGCUGAUACCAAAGAAAAGGAGAAUAUUAACGAGCCAGCGGAGGUCUCUGCGGACGAUGUCAAGGAGAACAAAGGAAAUGAAGAACCUGAUGAAGACUGCCUUUUACUGCAAGCAGAUGAUGACAUGGAUGAUCUCCUGGGCCUUGAAGAAGAAGAGACGAUUGUUGCGAAACAAGCAUCAAGGUCUGCAUCAGUAAGAGAGAAAAAACCACUCAAGGAGCAAAAACGAACUUCUCUUAAGGAGCGAGAAGAGCGUCGGCGAGACGACAGAGCUGUCAGACGAGAAAAUCGAAGACCGAACCCACCACAACGCGACCAGAAUGCUAGAGAUCGACCAGAACGCGACCGUCGAGAACGAAAAGAAAACAGGGAUCGCCGUGAAAAAGAAAUGAAAGCAGCAAAAGCUGAAAAAAGAACCGAAAAGGAAAGGGAAAGCAGACGGCACAAAGAAAAAAGCAAGGAGCCAGCUGCAAAAAAGGCUGCGAAGCCCAGCAAAGUCAAGGAGGAAGUACCAGCACCUCGAGAAGUCGAGGACAACCGAAGAACCUUUACGGUUGUGGAGGAUGUUUCUUCCGAGCAACGCCAAAGAUUUGAGGCUCGAAAGCGGAAGUUUGAGCAAACCGAAAUUAAACCAUCAAAAAAGGUUAUUUCAUUAAAGAAGGAUGGAAGUGAUGGCGCCAACAAUGACAAUGAUUCCUUGGAAGAAAGUCGUUCUCGGGAACAUACUGCCGUUUCGAGUAGCAGCGCCAGAAAAGGAGGAAUCCAAGAAAGACUGGGUGCAAAAGAGGUGCGAAGUACAAAAGUGCGAACAAAUUCUCGCGGGGAGAAGCCCAAUGGCGCCGAAGUGGACGUCGUUGCGCAACGAUCGAUCCUCUCCCGGCUGGGGCCACCCUCGACGGCAACUCGCACAAUAAAUGCUUCUAACUGCGCGUUUGGUAGCGUUAAAGAGCGUAUUGGUCACUUAAACAGUGCACCAUCCUCAUCACCACAUCGAGGGACGUCUAGUUCUGGAUUAUCAUCUGCUACCUCGUCUCUGUUGGGCUCAUCGACAACAGAUAUCAUCUCGUCAUCAGCUUCAUCAUCAAAGGUCAAGUUUGAAGUUCGCAAUCGAGCGACUCUCGAUCCAAAACUUAAGAUUCACAUCAACCUUGCAGUAGUAUCCUCGGGAAGCAACGGAAACAGUGGAUCUGAAGGCAGUCACGGGGGUACUAGUAGCGCCAAACAGAAAAAAGUCUUCUGUGUUGAGUAAAUAUUUAACGUUAUCCAGCAUUAUAGUGGGUUUAAGUAGAGUUCGUUGGACUGUCUUGUUUCGGGAAGAAUCUCGGAGGGUUUUGCUGGGCUUGCAAAUUGAUCAGAAUGUAUGGGUUUGCAAACAGUUCCUGAGGAGAAAAGACAAUAAUUCGCUUGUCAGUUUCGCCAUUAGCAGGCAUUGGGGUACGUUGCGUACACCCGUUGCGUGGUUUCAUUUCGAUGUUACUUUUUCUAAAAUUCGGGAUUUUUUUCCCAUUCGAGUUUACUAACUCAGGCGAAAACAAAAGGCAUUCUAAUCCGAAAAACCCCAUUUCAUCGAUCUUUACAUUUGUGAUCGGCGUUCUGUUGCCAAUACAUAUACUUGUAUGCACUUAUUCAAAGCAAGAGACACCAAAGAUCAAGGGUGUAGCGGUGACCCAUUCACGUGUGAAGUCAUCAUUGAGGUCCGGGUUUGCUUUGGUAAUGAACUUCAGCCAUUGAAGCUGACGCAUGCAGAACAACGACGAGGAUAAAGCACACUAACGGCGCAGUCUGUAGUAAUAAUUGGGUUCGAUCGUGAUUGGUUUUGCAAAAUACUGUAACACUAACUUAAACAAUACCAAGAACGGUCAUUAUGCAUGAAUAUAGUAAGAUUUGCAUAAACUAUUAAAAAAAUAUUGAAAAAAUAAAUCUGAUCUGUUUAAUAACGAUGGGUUGAAUGAGCUUACGUUAAGACGGGAAAAAUUAGCCGUUUGGGAAAGCAGAAAAGGGUCUUUUUAACCUGGUUUUGUUAGGACAGGAGGUACAACAAAGAGAUACUGAUGGAAAAUUUCUUACGCUAUUGGUAACGAAAUAUAAAGGUUAGGCGAAGAAAUCUGCACAAGACGACGCCACCAAUAUAAUAGUAGAACCACCACAAUAAUAAUAGAAAAUCGUUACAGGUGGCAUGGGGUAACAGAACAACAUUAAAUUCAUCAAACAACGUGACAAUUUGAUGAUUCUGUAAAGAGUCAGUCUCCGUGUCGUGCAAUCAUGUGCAAUGUUCUAUUUUGGUAGAAAAUUGCUAUUACUUCCCACUGUCGUUUUUAGAUACUAAAGCUACACAACGUAAUUAUGAUGAUGAUUAUUAUUAUUAUUGUUAUUACGAAUGCGUGAAAACUAAACGUUUUUUUCUAUUUUCUAAACGUUUCGAACAACUAGUGUUUUUUCCUUUAUGUGAGUGUGAGGCUGUUAUCUAACGGUAAGAGUGGUGAUUUCUCCGGUAAUGGUGAAUCGCAGGUCUGGCCCAUAGAAGAAUUUGUAUGCGUAGUGCUAGUUUCUAUAUACUUGAUUAACUAAUGCUAUUUUUGUUUUUACUUUUGUUGUCGACACGCUAAUCAUAGUGAAUAAUCCGAAACGAAAAAGAUUUGCCGCAUGGAGACUACUCUAUAAUGUUUAGUAUGU
This is a messenger RNA of Varroa destructor (honeybee mite), 3649 nucleotides long. RefSeq lists its product as uncharacterized. The record is from RefSeq and is a predicted model, not a curated record. Lineage: Eukaryota; Metazoa; Arthropoda; Arachnida; Mesostigmata; Varroidae.